This is a messenger RNA of Podarcis muralis (Common wall lizard), 819 nucleotides long. NCBI's taxonomy places the organism in Eukaryota, Metazoa, Chordata, Lepidosauria, Squamata, Lacertidae. The record is from RefSeq and is a predicted model, not a curated record.
AACAUAAAUUGCAGUCCCCAAUAUUCCUGCCCAGCUGUUUCUAAGACUGAGAGGUGGAUAAGCUAAGGAGGUGCAUUUGAUCUCCCAGGACGAGGAUCCGAAGGGGAAAAGAGAGAGAACCCCAGGUGCAGGAUGCAGUUCGGUCCACACUCCAUCUUUAUCCUAAUGCUCAGUGGGCUUCACUUCAUUAACUGUGAGCCAAUAGCAAAAGACUCACCCACUACCUUCCAGAGCACCACCAGCACAUCCACUCCUGGCUCAGCCAACACCCCCUCUACCCCCUCUACUCCUGGCCCAGUCAGCGACAUGGCCACAUCACCCGCCAACACCACCAGCACGUCCACUAAAGGACUAACCAACAAUGCCACUAUGUUGCCAGCUAACAAUGCUACUGCUUCUACUUCUGGCCAAGCUACCAACACAGCCAAAGUCAUUCAAGGUCAAACCAACACCACCUCAUCUUCUUCUGGCCAAGCUACCAACACAGCCAAAGUCACUCAAGGUCAAACCAACACCACCUCAUCUUCUUCUGGUCAAGCCACCAACACAGCCAAAGUCACUCAAGGUCAAACCAACACCACCUCAUCUCCUUCUGGCCAAGCCACCAACACAGCCAAAGUCACGAAAGAUCAAAUCAACGCCACUUCAUCUUCUCCUGGACAAGCCACCAAGACCACAGCCAGCCAGAACAAUGGCACUACAAGCGCUUCUCAAAAGAAAACAACCAGUAUUGCUGUAUUCCCAACUUCUUCCUUUUUGGGAUUUGCAUUGCUUGCCGUUUCUGUACUCUGCCUGUAAGGAAGUAUUUCUCUGCUGUAC